Arvicola amphibius (Eurasian water vole) is the source of this 2880-nucleotide messenger RNA. RefSeq names its product BRCA1 associated RING domain 1 (gene Bard1). The record is from RefSeq and is a predicted model, not a curated record. The transcript has 11 exons. NCBI's taxonomy places the organism in Eukaryota, Metazoa, Chordata, Mammalia, Rodentia, Cricetidae. The coding region runs from base 1 to 2298 and encodes 765 amino acids. Gene Ontology annotation, molecular function: protein binding.
AUGCCGCGUAGGCCGCCGACCGUCCGCUCUGGGAACAAGCCUGCUUCCGCGCCCGCCAUGGAGCCGGCUGACGACGGGCCCUGGGCCUACAGCCGCGCGGCGCUCGCCCGCCUGGAGAGGCUUCUGCGCUGCUCCCGCUGCGCUAAUAUUCUGAAGGAACCCGUGUGCUUAGGAGGAUGUGAGCACAUUUUCUGUAGUGUUUGUAUAAGUGACUGUGUUGGAUCAGGAUGUCCAGUAUGUUACACCCCAGCCUGGAUCCUAGACCUCAGGAUAAACAGACAGUUGGACAGCAUGAUCCAGCUUUAUAGUAAGCUUCGAAAUUUGCUACAUGACGAUAAACUUUCAGAUCCCAAAGACAACACAUCUAGGGCAGAUUUAUUUGGUAAUACAGAAAGGAAGAGGAAUUCAGUUAAAAUGUGGUUCAGCCCUCGAAGGAAGAAGGUUAGGUACGUAUUGAGUAAAGAGUCCAUGCUAACCCAGCCUGGAAAGGAAGAGGGUGGCAGAACCCAAGGAGCCUCCAUAUAUGAUUUUGUCUCUACAACUCCCCCUGAAGUUGUUCCUAAGAGGGCCAAAGCAGCUUCUAGAACAUCUGCAAAAAAGCAGCAGAAGAAAUCUUCAGCUGAGAUUAACCAGGAGGGGAAUUUAAGGCCAGAAACAGAUGAUAGUAGGUUUGAUUCCAAAGAGGAACUGAAGGAGAAGGUUGUCUCCUGUAGCCGAACACCAGUUGUGGAAAGUCCACAGGUAAAUGGUGAAAUAGACUUAUUAGCCAGUGGUUCUGCUGCAGAAUCUGAAUGUUCUGGAGGAUUGACAGAAGUCUCCUUACCAUUGGCUGAGCAUAUCGUGUCUCCAGACACUGUGAGCAAGGAAGAGACGCCUGAGAAGAAGGUCUGUGUAAAAGAUCUUCGUUCAAGAGAGCGUUAUGAAAAUCACAAAGGCUGCAGCAGGCCUUCUAGUCCUGUUUCUAAGAAUUGUGGGAGCAAUGUUCUGAGCCCCAGCAGAGAUGUCAUUAAACCAGCAGUGCUUACAGAAAAUAUGCUGUUGGUUGACUGUUCUUCGGCGUCUUCAGACCAAUUUCAAGUUGAUGUCACACUCAAGAGAAACAGUAACAUAUCAGAUGACUUCCUCAGCCUUUCACCGGGUGUACCCCCACCUCUGCUGAAUAAUUCAACUCAUGGACAAAUGAUGCCAAGCCCCUCCACAGUGAAGCUGUCACCCAGUAUUAUGGCCGGGAAGAGAAAUCACAGAGGAGAGACUUUGCUUCAUAUUGCUUCUAUUAAGGGUGAUAUACCUUCUGUUGAAUACCUCUUACAAAAUGGAAACGACCCAAAUGUUAAAGACCAUGCUGGAUGGACACCAUUGCAUGAAGCCUGCAGUCAUGGGCACCUGAAGAUAGUGGAAUUGCUGCUCCAGCAUAAUGCUUUGGUGAACACCACAGGCUAUCAGAAUGACACACCACUCCACGAUGCGGCCAAGAAUGGGCACAUAGAUAUAGUCAAGGUGUUACUGUCCUAUGGUGCCUCCAGGAAUGCUGUUAACAUAUUUGGUGUACGGCCUGUGGAUUAUACAGACAAUGAAAAUAUAAAAUCAUUAUUGCUGCCACCAGAGAAGAAUGAAUCAUUCUCUACUAGCCAGUGCUCAGUCGUGACUGCUGGACAGCGAAGGAAUGGGCCAUUGGUGCUGAUAGGCAGUGGACUUUCUUCACAGCAGCAGAAAAUGCUCAGCAAACUCGAGACAGUUCUUAAGGCUAAAAAAUGUGCUGAGUUUGACAGUACAGUAACUCAUGUCAUUGUUCCUGAUGAUGAAGCUCAAAGUACUUUGAAGUGUAUGCUUGGGAUUCUCAAUGGAUGCUGGAUUCUGACGUUUGAAUGGGUGAAGGCCUGUCUGCACAGUAAAGUACGUGAACAGGAGGAAAAGUACGAAGUUCCUGGAGGUCCACAGAGGAGCAGGCUCAACAGAGAGCAGCUGUUGCCAAAGCUGUUUGAUGGAUGCUACUUCUUUUUGGGGGGAAACUUCAAGCAUCAUCCAAAGGGUGACCUUCUUAAGCUCAUUGCUGCAGCAGGAGGCAAGGUGCUCAGUAGAAAGCCCAAGCCAGACAGUGAUGUGACUCAGACCAUCAACACAGUGGCAUACCAUGCCAACCCUGAUUCUGACCAGCGUUUCUGCACACAAUACAUCGUCUAUGAAGAUCUCUUUAAUUGUCGCCCAGAAAGGGUUCGGCAGGGCAAAGUCUGGAUGGCUCCUUCCACCUGGCUUAUCAGCUGUGUAAUGGCCUUUGAAUUGCUUCCUCUUGACAGCUGAGUGUCAUAUUGUGAACAUUUUAAGUUGAACAUGCAUGGUUUAUGGGAACCCAGCAAUUGUGAUGUGUUUGAUCAUUUAUGUUUUUAUCAGUAGGUAGAGCCAUUUAUAUUUCCCCCCUUAGAAUUGCAAUAUAAAACAACUGAUGCUGGAUUAGGAAUUCAUUUAGAUGCCAGUAUUGCUUUUAAGAUGUUUUUGUUCUCUUGAGGUUGUAGCUAUAACUUAGUGGUAGAGUCUUCAUGAACCAUGCGUGAGGCAUGAGGUUCCAGCCUGGGAACUGCAAGGAAGUUUUUAUUUUACAACUGGCCUGUGACUUUUGAUUGAUCAUGUCUUUCAGUUUUAUCAGUAUGUAUCACAGUUGAAUAAGUGAGAUGGCAUCACAACUACUUGUUAAUAUAUAAGUGGUCUAUUUAGCAUUUUUUAGUAAACAGUAUCGUCAGAUGAUCUAUUCUGCCUCAGUUACAAUGACAAUAGAGCAUCUAUCAAAGUGUGCCACUAUAAAGUUCUAUUUCUUUUUCUUACACUGUGUUUUAGUUUCUUAUAUUUUCUUGGCCUUCAUUCAUGUUUAUUCAGUUUUAAAAUCUG